Messenger RNA from Polistes dominula (European paper wasp), 6237 nucleotides. It is a transcript of the gene ptc, whose product is annotated as protein patched. Gene Ontology annotation, cellular component: plasma membrane. Gene Ontology annotation, biological process: negative regulation of smoothened signaling pathway. The record is from RefSeq and is a predicted model, not a curated record. NCBI's taxonomy places the organism in Eukaryota, Metazoa, Arthropoda, Insecta, Hymenoptera, Vespidae. Gene Ontology annotation, molecular function: hedgehog family protein binding; hedgehog receptor activity; smoothened binding.
GAAGGAAGAAGGAGAAAGACGUGAUAACUCGGUGGUAGAGAGAAAAAGAUAGAGAUAGAGAGUGUCCAUCGGAGGACCGUAGAACACUCUUCUUGGUCUUGUUCUCUUUCUUCGCCUGCUGUUGACGACGACACGAGCCGCGUGCUUAUGUGCGUGAACCGGAUGUUCCUUGAUAGAAAAUAAAUAUAAUUACGAGUUUGUCUAUAAUUUGCACGUCAAAUAAAUAGGAGGGUGUGUAAGGGUGUGUAGGAUUAAGUUAGCGAAAAGCACGUGUCGUUCUUCGUAUAUCUCCGUUGCGCGCGCGCUCCGAGUUUCGCGCGAAAACGAGCUGCAGAUAGCUUCACGGUGGUCGCGCGAUAUUUCAAAACAGAGUUCCUCGCUCGCGUGUGCGCACCGCACGGCUCACGCGUGUUGUUGUGUGUGUAUGUGUGUGUAUAAAUCCCGACGGCUAAACCCAACGGAAGGAAAGAGAAACCCUGAAAAGGAACCCGUGAGAGAGGGAGAACAACAGAGGAAGAAGAGAAGGGUUAACGUAAAGAAGGAUCAGGAGAGGGGGGAACACAAGUCCAGGGAGGAAGAAAAGAGAGUGCAACAAAGUAAUCAAGGAGUAAAUAAUAUUACAAAGGAUCAAACGAAGAAAAAGAUUAAAUGCGUUACGUUUAAAAUAUAUGAUUAAAUAUAAGACCGUAUUGGCGGGAAUUUCAAUCGAUUCGAACAAAACCACGCAUCGUCAAGGUGUUCUUGUUUUCGUUUCGUUUUGUUUUGUUUUGUUUUUUUCUUUUUUCUUAAUCAACGACAAACUUGAUCAAAAUCUCGUGUAAAAAGGUGAAGUGGUGAAUAGCAGUGGUGUGUAGUGGUGGUGGUGGAUAUUGAAAAUAGUUGAAGAGCGAGAGAGGUGUCGGAGCGAAUGCAUUACGGAUCAUGGUUUCUGUGUUUGGCCCAACAGGGAUCCUAGCGGGACGGCCUUCCGUCUCGCAGACGUCGUCGUCUUCUAUCUCGUCAACGGCGACGACGACGACAACGACGACGACGACGACGACGACGAAUAAUACACCGGCAACGACAGCAACGACGACCGCGACUACGAACUUACCGUUAAAUGGAAAUCCUCAUCGUUGCGAAAAUUUAGCUAAGGCCAUCGCCGACAGCAACAAAAGACGUCACCAGUCCGAUCUUUACGUCAGACCAAGCUGGACCGACGCUGCCAUUGCUUUGGAUCAACUCGAAAAGGGCAAGGCGGAAGGACAGAGGUCAGUAGUAUGGAUCAGGGCUCGAUUGCAGGACCAGCUGAGUCAGCUUGGCUACUUCCUGCAGAGGCACGCAGGGAAGGUCCUCUUCGUUGCCAUACUUGCCUUGGCUACCUUUUGUGUCGCUUUAAAGUCGGUACAAGUACACAGCAAGGUCGAACAGCUUUGGGUUCAGGAAGGUGGAAGAUUGCAAAAAGAACUAAAGUACGCUUCGGAAGCACUUGGCGAGGCUGCCCCGUCGACGCACCAGCUCGUUAUCCAAACCCCAAAACAUCCCGGGGCAAAUAUUCUACAUCCUGCCGCUUUGAAAGAACAUUUGGCAAUUCUCAAGGCAGCUACUCAGGUCACCGUACAUCUCUACGACAUCACGUGGAGACUGAAAGACAUGUGUUACGCGCCGAGCAUACCCAACUUCGACAUGCACUACAUCGACCAGAUCUUCGAUAGUAUUAUACCAUGCGCGAUCAUUACACCUUUGGAUUGCUUUUGGGAAGGAAGCAAACUGUUAGGCCCCGAACAUCACGUUCAAAUACCUGGUGCAAAGACGAACAAGCCCGUUCAAUGGACCAAUCUCAAUCCGUCCGGUAUGUUGGACGAAAUGAAAAAAAUGCAAUUCAUGUUUCCCUUCAAGACGCUCGAGGACUACAUGAAGAGGGCUGGGAUAACGAAUGCCUACCAGAGCAAACCGUGUCUCGACCCAACGGAUCCCGAGUGUCCGGAAACCGCGCCCAACAAGAAGUCGCAGCAGGAACCAGACAUAGGAGUCGAACUUACCGGCGGUUGUUACGGAUUCGCUGCGAAAUAUAUGCAUUGGCCCGAGGAAUUAGUCGUCGGAGGUGCCAAACACAACAAGACUGGUCACCUAACUCGAGCAGCAGCUUUGCAAACGGUCGUUCAAUUGAUGGGCGAACGAGAGCUAUACGAUUUUUUGGCUAAUACCUACAAGGUACAUCAUAUGGAUUGGUCACAGGAGAAGGCUGCUCAGGUCCUAGAAACGUGGCAAAGAGAAUUCAGUAAUAAAGUGAAGAAAUAUUUGGAAGAGAACAAUACGUCGUCCUACAAUUUGUAUGCCUUCAGCUCGACGACGAUGAACGACAUACUUGGAAAAUACAGCGAAGUUUCUGUUAUGAAAAUUUCCAUUGGUUGCACUAUGAUGGUUUUGUACGCAGGUAUAGCAUUAUUACGUUGGAAAGAUCCGGUACGUUCUCAGUCUGGCGUAGGAAUAGCUGGCGUGAUGUUGGUCGGUGCAACGGUUGCCGCUGGUUUAGGAUUUUGUGCCCUACUUGGGAUCCCCUUUAAUGCAGUCACCACGCAAAUAGUCCCGUUUCUAGCGCUGGGUCUCGGCGUUCACGAUAUGUUCCUAUUAACGCACACAUAUGCAGAGUUAUCGGUGAAUGAGGUGCCGAGCGGAGAACAGACCGGAGUCGUUCUCAAGAGAACGGGUCUCUCUGUUCUCUUGACCGGCUUGAGCAACGUCUCGGCCUUCUUUGCAGCGGCCUUGAUACCGAUCCCCGCACUUCGAGUAUUUUGUCUUCAAGCCGGAAUUUUGCUUCUCUUCAAUCUUGCUGCCAUGUUACUCGUAUUUCCCGCGAUGGUCAGUUUAGAUCUAAGAAGACGCAGAUCCGGUCGAUCGGAUAUCUUGUGUUGUUGUUUGCCAGCGAAAAAUAGCAAAAAUAAAUGUUCCGGUAGAAGAAGUAAUGGGAUGGCUAAACAAACCGUGGCGAGAGCUAUACCACCGGAGAGGCGAGAAACUUGCACGCAAAUCUUGACCUCUCAAAAUGCUCAAAACGAAUCGUGGGUAGGCGGUAACAUCAUAGAUGUCGACUUUGACAAACAUUGUACCGAGGAAGAAUCCUUGACCGGAUGCAAUCAGGACGAUUGUUUCAGUUUCUCUUUGACAAGAUUUGCUACUAAAACUUAUGCACCGUUCGUGACGAAACCAACGACUAAAGUUUUCGGCAUGUUCGUCCUAGCCAUUGUAUUCGCUGGUAGCAUUUGGCAAGCGAUGAGGGUGAGCGACGGCUUGGAACUUACCGAUUUGGUUCCACAAAAUUCCAACGAGCAUGCCUUCCUCGCUGCUCAAGCCAAACACUUUGGAUUUUAUAACAUGUACGCGGUCACUGGCCGGGAUUUCGAAUAUCCAAAUAACCAAAAACUCUUAUACGAGUAUCACGAUUCUUUUAUGAGAAUAAAGAAUGUCAUUAAGAACGACAAUGGAGGUUUACCGGAAUUCUGGCUUAGCCUCUUCAGAGAUUGGCUGAAGGGAUUGCAAAAUGCCUUCGACAAGGAUUACAAGAAUGGUUGUAUCACGCAAGAAAGGUGGUACAAAAAUGCGAGUGACGAGGCAAUUCUUGCCUACAAGUUGCUCGUGCAAACGGGCCACGUAGAUAAUCCGAUUGAUAAAACGUUGAUCACGCAAGUAAGACUCGUCGAUUCCGACGGCAUCAUUCAUCCGCGCGCUUUUUAUAAUUAUUUAAGCGCUUGGGCUUCCAACGAUGCUUUGGUUUACGGUGCUUCUCAGGCCAAUCUUAGGCCGGAACCAAGACAAUGGAUCUAUACCAACGAUCACGAAUUAAAAAUACCGAAGAGUAUGCCUCUGACAUAUGCACAAAUGCCCUUUUAUCUUCACAAACUUACCGACACUCAAGAGAUUACGGAAUUGAUAGGAAGCGUAAGGAAAUUGUGCAGAAAAUUUGAAGAACGUGGCCUACCCAAUUUUCCAUCGGGAAUACCUUUCCUAUUCUGGGAACAAUAUAUGGAUUUGAGAAGUUGUUUAGUUAUAGCAUUACUUGCUGCACUUGGGGCCAGUAUUAUCGUUGUCGGUAUACUUCUUCUGAACAUAUGGGCUGCACUUUUAGUGGGAACUGCUCUCGCCGGUGUGGUUUUACAACUGUUUGGACUUAUGGGACUUUGCGAAAUUAAAUUGAGCGCCGUUCCUGCCGUCCUCCUCGUUGUCAGCGUCGGCAUAGCCGUACAUUUUACCGUCCAUAUUUGUUUGAGUUUUGUCACGAGCGUUGGCAGUAGAGAUAGGAGAGUACGUUUGGCCUUGGAACACAUGUACGCUCCCGUUAUUCAUGGAGCCUUCACAACCCUAUUGGCAGUAAUCAUGUUAGCUUUUUCGGACUUUGAAUUCAUUGUACGAUAUUUCUUCAUGGUACUUCUCUCUUUGAUUGGAAUCGGCCUUGUCAAUGGACUCUUCUUUUUUCCAAUCUUAUUGUCUUUGAUCGGUCCUUCGGCCGAGAUCGUACCGAACGAUCAUCCUGAUCGCAUAUCUACGCCAACACCACCGGCUUCUCCGAUCAUUAGAAGAUCCAAACCACCACCGCCACCCAGAAGAUCUCAUAAAAUCGAUAACGCGAGACUUCACGCGGAGCCAUCGUUAACGACCAUCACCGAAGAACCUAAUUCGUGGCACAGUACGCAAGAAUCGUGCAUUAUCGUUCAACCCGAAUUAAAAGUCGAAACGAUGUCGACUUGUGGUAAUCAGAAUUGUAGCGGAUCAGACACAAGCGGAUCUAGUCGAACAUCUCCUGUGCCAUCGACUUCUCACAUCACGACAAAGGUUACUGCCACAGCUAAUAUAAAGGUGGAAGUUCAUACCCCACUAACCAUAGGUGGAAUGGAUCGUAGUGAAAAAUGCCAGCACUCGAGCACCAGCAACCGAAGGAGCUCACGCUGCAGUGCGAACGUUAAUACAAGCGAGUCUUCCGGUUCCAAUACUGAACCGGAUUUUGACCCUAAUCCGAACAAACACUAAUAACAAACGUCAAGAAGAUCAGCAAAUGCUGCUAAAAUACCAUACAAAGCGGGAACAUACAGAAGGCUGACUAGAAUAGACUUUUUACUAUACCUUUUUAUUAUUAUUAUUAUUAUUAUUAUUAUUAUUAUUUCUUUAUAUUUUCUUCAAGCACAGAAAGUAUUAUAGUAAAUGAACGAACGGUAAACUAAUUCACUAUCCAUAAUUGCUUGUUGUAAUAUGCAGUAAUCACGUACAUUGUAUAUAGAUGUUUUCAUGAGUGCAUUUAUAUAUAUAUAUAUAUAUAUAACUCAUUUAGAGUACAGUAGACUUUUGUUCUUAAUGUACAGCAUUUUUGUUUCUUAUAGGAAGACCUGCUUUAUUGAAUAAAAAGAGGGUACAUUCAUUCUAUAAUAAUUAUUAAGACAAAGAAUAUUUUGGUAGGAAAUAUUUGUAGAUUUAUUCAACGAAUAACGUCGGAAUGAAUGUGUCUCUUAUGUAGAACGAAUGUACAUUAAUAAGACUUUUUAAAAAUUACCUGUUCUCUACUUUUUAAUUUGCCGUAAUUUUUCUUAUAAAAAUAUCAUUGUGCGUGAGUGCAAUGUUCACAUGCAUGCAAGGACACUAGGAAGUACAAUUAAUAUUAUACGAUGAAUAUAGAAUGAAUUUAUUUAUACAAGCAAAGAUGUUUAUUGCCAAUUUCUUCUUUAUUUUAUAUGUCACAUGGACUGAAAUUUCUUGGACGAUAUACGAUAUGUAUAUUAUAAUAGUAAAAACUCAAAUAUAUAUACAAAGUCGAUGAAUCUUUUACUGCCUUUAUAAUAGAUGCAUGCACCGUCGUAUUUUGUAAAAACAAACAUGGUACAAUUUUCAGUAUUUUAUUGAACACCUCGUGUACCACCACCAUCUCCGUACUUUAUGCGCAACCAUUACAGUUGAAAAUAUAUAAUGCAUAUUUUUUGUAAGCAACUAGUUAGUAACAAUUGGUAAAUAAUAACUAUGUAUUAUUAUUAAGAGCAUAAGCAUUUUUAUACGAUCAUGACAGAAAUGAUUUUAAUGUUAAACUUUGAUCGAUCAUUUAUUUUCUACAAAUCUCAAGAAAAAAAUAAAAUUGAACAAUUUAAUUAUUUAUUAUAUGAUGACGUUAAUGUGCUGAGUGUAUGUGACAUGAGCGUUAUGGGAUAUUGAAAACUAUUUAUUAUUUAUUUUAUAUUGUCUGACUGUCUGUCUGUCUGUCUGUCUGUCUGCCUGUCU